AGCGGCAGAGAGAGAGUGUCUGUGCUCCGGCUCCAGAGAGAACCACCGACCGGAGGACCGACGAGGAGCGGCCCUGACACAGAGCAGGGGCGGAUCGGUUCGCUUCAGGAGCCGCUUGUCUCGCGGAGCUGCGCCGCCACCUGGUGUGUGUGUGUGUGUGUGUGUGUGUGUGUGUGUGAGCGAGCGAGCGCGGGUUUACAGCUGUUCAUGAGUGUGUGUGCACAGACACACACUGGCUGAUUGUGGAGUCUGGAUUAACUGCUGCAGACCCCCCGGACUGUGGAUGGAUUUUAGGACCCCCCCCCCCUCUGGAUUAGGAUAUAAAGUGAUUGACGGAUCAGAGCAACAGUGGAAGUGACAUCACAUCUACACACGUGUAAAGGUCUAAAAUGCUCUGAGUCGUGUUCGGCUGGAACCCGGGAGACGACUCGUCAUCCUUCCUGUCGGCUCCCGCUGGUCCGACCCGAGACGAACUUUGCUCCCAGGGUUCACUUUGACGGACAGCUCCACUCCGGCGGUGACGGAUGGUGACGGAUCAGCGGGAGGCGGCGAUGACUGCGCUCGUUUGCUUUGUUUCCUCUUGUCGAAAAAUCCUGCUGGUGGUUCAGAGGCAAGACUGGAAUUUUUUCCCUGCGAAGAUUCUUCUUCUUCUUUCCGUCGGAGUCGACGGCUGCGGCCGCGGAGAGAAGCUCCUCCGUCACCUCCGGCAGUUCUCACACACGGAAUAUAUCUGACAAAAAGAUGCUGCAGGAAUCUGACGAGGGACUGAGUCCGACCUGAACUCUCCCCUCCCUCCCCCUCCCCCUUUCCUCCUCCCCCUGACCCCACCCCCCCCGAGCGCCGCCGUCCCACCAUGAACCUGCUGUGUCGCGGACGCCUGAAGCUGCUGGUGGCGUCGCUCACCGCCGUCGUCCUGCUCACGUGGCUCUACCUGCUGGCGGGAAACCUGGAGAAUGGCCGCUCCCUCCUCCUGGCGCCCUGCCUGGCCGACACGCCGGCGGCCCAGGUCCAGGAGCGGGCCGUCCUGGAGUCGCGGGUCCGAGAGGUGGAGGAGGAGAACCGGCAGAUCCGGCUGCAGCUCAGCCGGUCGCUGGGCGCCGGCGGCCAGCAGCCGGACGGCAACUACGGCAACCAGCAGUGGGGAGCGUCGGCGGACACGGGGCCCGAGGACGGCGACAACACGGCGGAGGAGAAGAACAACCACACCGAGUGUCCCCGACCGCCCACCGUCCAGAAGUGUGAGCUCAUCCACGUGGCGUGCGUUUGUGCCGGUCACAACGCCAGCAGAGACGUGGUCACGCUGGUCAAGUCCGUCCUCUUUCACAGGAGAAAUCCUCUUCACUUUCAUUUCAUCACCGACACCGUAGCCAAUCGUAUCCUGAGUUCCCUGUUCCAGUCCUGGAUGGUCCCGUCCGUGCAAGUCAGCUUCUACGAUGCCGACGAGCUCAAGUCCGAGGUGUCGUGGAUACCCAACAAGCACUACUCAGGUAUUUACGGCUUGAUGAAGCUGACGCUAACCAAAGCUUUGCCCGCCGACCUGUCCAAGGUCAUCGUCCUGGACACGGACAUCACCUUCGCCACGGACAUCGCCGAGCUCUGGGGCAUUUUUAGGAAGUUUACAGAUAAGCAGGUGAUCGGUCUGGUGGAGAACCAGAGUGACUGGUACCUGGGGAACCUGUGGAAGAACCACAAACCGUGGCCGGCGCUGGGACGAGGCUUCAACACAGGCGUCAUCCUCCUCUACCUGGAGCGACUGCGGCGAAUCGGCUGGGAGCAGAUGUGGCGGCUGACGGCGGAGAGGGAGCUCAUGAGCAUGCUCAGUACGUCGCUCGCCGAUCAGGACAUCUUCAACGCCUUCAUCAAGCAGAACCCGGUGCUGGUCCACCAGCUGCCCUGCUUCUGGAACGUCCAGCUGUCGGAUCACACCCGCUCCGAGCAGUGCUACACCGAGGUGUCGGACCUCAAGGUGAUCCACUGGAACUCCCCGAAGAAGCUCCGCGUGAAGAACAAGCACGUGGAGUUUUUCCGUAACCUCUACCUGACCUUCCUGGAGUACGACGGGAACCUGCUGAGACGCGAGCUGUUCGGCUGCCCGAGUCAGGCCGGUCCGGAGAGCGUCCAGCUGCAGGCGGCUCUGGAGGAGCUCGACGAGGACGACCAGUGCUACGACUUCCGGCGGGAGCGGCUCACCGUCCACCGCGUGCACCUCUACUUCCUGCAGUACGAGUACACGCCCGCCGAGGACGACACCGACGUCACGCUGGUGGCCCAGCUCUCCAUGGACAGGCUGCAGAUGCUGGAGGCCAUCUGUAAGCACUGGGAAGGCCCCAUCAGCCUGGCGCUCUACAUGUCCGACGCCGAGGCGCAGCAGUUCCUGCGCUACGCUCAGGCCUCCGAGGUCCUGAAGAACCGCAAGAACGUGGGCUACCACGUGGUCUACAAGGAGGGACAGUUCUACCCGGUCAACCUGGUGAGGAACGUGGCCCUGAAGAACGCCAACACGCCCUACGUGUUCCUGACCGACGUGGACUUCCUGCCCAUGUACGGGCUCUACGAUUACCUCAGGAAGUCCGUGGUGCAGCUGGACAUGGCUCACACCAAGAAGGCUCUGGUGGUCCCGGCCUUCGAGACGCUCCGGUACCGUCUGUCCUUCCCCAAAUCCAAAGCCGAGCUGCUCUCCAUGCUGGACAUGGGGACUCUCUACACCUUCAGGUAUCACGUGUGGCCCAAAGGUCACGCCCCCACCGACUAUGCCAAAUGGCGAACAGCCACCACGCCCUACAAGGUGGAGUGGGAGCCGGACUUCGAGCCGUACGUCGUGGUGAGACGGGACUGUCCCGAGUACGACCAGCGCUUCGUGGGCUUCGGCUGGAACAAGGUGUCUCAUGUCAUGGAGCUGGACGCUCAGGAGUACGACCUGACGGUGCUGCCCAACGCCUUCAUGAUCCACAUGCCCCACGCUCCCAGCUUCGACAUCUCCAAGUUCCGCUCCAGCCCCAGUUACCGCAACUGUCUGAACACGCUGAAGGACGAGUUCCACCAGGACCUGUCCAGGAAGUACGGCUCGGCCGCCCUCAAGUACCUCACGGCCCAGAGGAACAUCUGAGACAGCGUCCCGUCAGCUCGGACACGUGACCGACGCCACCACGACGCCCCGAGUGCGCAAAAUGACGGCAAAGCUUUACGGCCCCUGUCAGACAUUCUGGGGCUCCUGUGCAUUAAUUCUCCAGUCGACUCGACCUCGGCGAGGAACGAGACGCAAGGGACGAAGACUUGGAAACAGGAAACGGAGAGACGGCGGCCUUUCUUCCGAACGCGGGACUCACGGGACUCGCCGGCCUGAGAGGACGAUCGCAGAGCGAGAGAGUGGAAACUGAUCGUCGGCCGGAAAAUAACCGUAUUCUUACAAUUUGUUCUGACAAUCAGGACUCUCUUUCCGUCCACGUGGGGAAAUCUGGACGCUCGGGAGACGAGAUGAUCCCGCGUGGUGUCGGGGGAGACGACAGCGCGAGGCCGUCGAACUGGAGAAAGAUUUAACGCCUUAUCACUUUUCAUAUUUCACGAUUUCCCCCUCUUCUUUUCUUUCCCGUGUAAAAUCAAAACCAAUGAGUGAUGAAUGACAAUGUGUUGAUUGUUACUUGACAUGAGAAUCAGUUUAUUUUUUAUUUCGACCUAUUUUCGGACGUGAGUCUUCAACAUGCUUCCUGCUUGUCGUCUAAAUCAUUCUUGCUUUUUGUCUUUGAUCACAUUCUCUUGCGUGUGAACA
Molecule: messenger RNA, 3766 nt
Organism: Scophthalmus maximus (turbot)
Lineage: Eukaryota; Metazoa; Chordata; Actinopteri; Pleuronectiformes; Scophthalmidae
Gene: large2
Product: LARGE xylosyl- and glucuronyltransferase 2
Exons: 17
Coding region: 854-3106 (750 amino acids)
Biological process (GO): protein O-linked glycosylation via mannose
Molecular function (GO): glucuronosyltransferase activity; xylosyltransferase activity
Source: RefSeq, a predicted model, not a curated record